AUGAGGCUGGAGAGCGGGGAGGAGCCAGAAGGACGUGGUAAUAAAGGGCCAUUUCAGCUCAGUUUACUGCUAAGGAGUGACUUUGAGAAACCAUGUUCAGAAGACUAUGAAGCAAUCUCUCCAGUCUGUCUGGAACUUUUCUCCCAUCCCAUUUCUCUCUCCUGUAGGCACACGUUCUGCUAUGAUUGCAUACAACUUUGGUUGCAGGAAGGGAGAGAUCUGAAAUUAAUCUGCCCCAUAUGUAGAGAAGAAAAUAAGAACACAUCUUUGGAAGAAUGGCGAUCACUCACACUUCUCAUUAAACAGCACUGUUUCCUAUUGGACCAAAGUCUGCACAUGAGAGAUGAGUUCCCGAAGAUCCAAGAGGAUAUGACCCUGGAUAUAGUCACUGCAAACUCCCACCUAGUUCUCUCUGAUGACCUAAGAAAAGUCCUGGGGAAAAUCUGCCACAACUCAUUGGAAGAUCCCCAGAGAUUUGCCUAUGUGGCCUGUGUCCUGAGCACCUCGUACUUUUCCUCUGGUCGCCAUUACUGGGAAGUAGAAGUGGAAGAAGGGAAGGAGUGGGCUCUGGGAGUCUGCAAGGAAUCAGUCGACAGAAAGAAUUUUUUUUCCUCAGAGCAUGGUUUCUGGACCAUCAGCACGAAGGCUGUAGCAGUCUACUUUGGCUCCAUCCCAGAUACCAGAAUUCCUACAAACCCUGGUCUUAGCCUUGCAGGAAUUUUUCUAGAUGUUGAGAUAGGAGAAAUCAAGUUUUCUGAUGUUAGAAAUGAUGCCAUCAUCGAUAUACACAGUGAUAUCUCUUUGGAGUCCGUGCGUCCCUUCUUCUGUCCGGGGUUGCCUGGGGAAGAAGACAGCGGUGGCCCACUGAGCCUCUGCGCCUGA
This is a messenger RNA of Pteronotus mesoamericanus, 882 nucleotides long. RefSeq names its product ret finger protein like 4B (gene RFPL4B). Gene Ontology annotation, molecular function: protein binding. Lineage: Eukaryota; Metazoa; Chordata; Mammalia; Chiroptera; Mormoopidae. The record is from RefSeq and is a predicted model, not a curated record.